AUGUCGGUCCAGGAACAGGUCACGCUCUCCAACUUCUCCAGCAUCUUCUCCCUCGAGGGCAAGGUCGCCGUAGUAACGGGCGGCUCCCGAGGACUGGGACUCCAUGCAGCAUCAGGUCUUCUUCAAGCCGGCUGCUCCAAAGUCUACAUCACCUCCCGCAAGGCGGCAGCCUGCGAGGAAGCCGUCGCAGCUCUCAAUGCUAUCCCCAACAAGCGCCCUGGCGCACAGGCCAUCUCUGUGCCAGCCGACAGCUCAGACAUGAAAGAGCUAGAUCGACUUGUUGCCGAAGUGGCCAAGACCACAGAUCAUGUCGAUAUCCUCUUCGCCAAUGCAGGCGCAACAUGGGGUGAGAAGUUCGACACUCACCCUGAGAAGAUGUUCUCGAAGGUUAUGGAUUUGAACGUGAAGAGUGUGUUCUACACUAUCCAGAAAUUCACUCCCCUCCUCACAGCUAAGGCGACGCUGACUGAUCCAUCCCGGGUCAUUAUCACUGCUUCCGUGGCAGGUAUUGGUAUCGGCUCAAUUGGCGAGAACGCAACCCCCUCUUACUCUGCCUCCAAGGCGGCUGCUAUCCACCUCGCGAAGAACUUAGCUGUCGAGCUUGGCCCGCGCCAUAUCUUGACCAAUGCUAUCGCCCCGGGGUUCUAUCCCUCCAAAAUGGCUUCAGGACUUAUUGAGGCAAAGGGUGGCUUUAAACAGAUGGAGGAAUUCUCGCCCAAUGGUCGCCUUGGCAGGCCUGAGGAUAUCGCUGGUUUGGUGGUUUUCCUCGGGUCCAGGGCUGCGAGUCACCUGAACGGAGCAGUCAUUGCGACAGACGGUGGAGCUGUUCUGAAGGGCAGACUGUAG
Messenger RNA from Penicillium bovifimosum, 846 nucleotides. Its product is annotated as oxidoreductase, short-chain dehydrogenase/reductase family. The coding region runs from base 1 to 846 and encodes 281 amino acids. Gene Ontology annotation, molecular function: oxidoreductase activity. The record is from RefSeq and is a predicted model, not a curated record. Lineage: Eukaryota; Fungi; Ascomycota; Eurotiomycetes; Eurotiales; Aspergillaceae. The transcript has 3 exons.